GCCAUGUAGUUCAUGUAGGCAGCCAUUCAGGGGUUUCCGGUGUGCGGGCCCGAAUCCUGCGAAGGAACGACUUUCGCAUAUAUAAGCCAGUAGAACGAUAAAGAGUUGAAUCAAGCUUUCUCACUGCUUCCCCCACGAGCAAUUAUCGGAGCUACUGAUCGCCUGAUAUCGACUUUGUUUCAAUAUGGCAAGCACAACUGGAGCCGCUCCUAUUGAGAAAUGGGGCGUAGAGUCGGAAAAGAAUAUCGGCGUCGACGACGCCCAGGCUUACAAGGAUAAGGUGUGGGUAGACACAAUCCCAUGGGAUUACAACCUGUUCCGUGAGUUGCUGGAGAAAUACAGCAAGGUCGCCCCGGAUCAAGUUGAAGCAGAGAUUUUCAAAAUUCGCGAUAAAGCAUGGGCAAUCGCCAAGUACCCUUGCAUAGGCUACUUCACCUUCUUGCGGCUUCUGGAGUUCGGCGGAGAAAACCCAGUGAUGGUCAAGGCCAUUGAGCGCCUCAAGGCGCCAGGCUCGCAGGAGACUUUCCUCGAGCUCGGCGGGUUCAUUUGCCAAACGAUCCGGCAGCUCGCCUACGAAGGUGUCGACUCAGCACGCCUCUACGGCAGCGACCUGCACCCCGAAUUCCUCGAACUGGGCUAUGAAAUGUUUCACGACCGUGACACCCUGAAAGCCACACUCGUAGCAGGCGACUUGCUAGUCCCGGAUGAAGAGUACGCGAGCAGCGCAAUGGCCAAAACGUUCAACGGCAAGAUCAACAUUGCGCACGCGUCGAACUUUUUCCAUCUAUUUGGCUGGGAUGCCCAGCUCGUUAUCUGCGAACGCAUUGUAAGGUUCUUCCGUCGUGGGUUAAGCAGGGAGACACCGGCGGUCUUGUUUGGGUCGCAUCUAGGCUCCGUUCAACCAGGCCCCAUGAAGGCGGGAGGAUUUAGUGUUUACGCGCAUGAUGAGAAGACGUUUCAGUCGCUAUGGGAUGAAGUUGGCAAGAAGACGGGCACGAGCUGGAAAGUGAGCAUGGAAGUUUUGUCGGUAGCAAGUCCAAAGGUGAACCCUUUCAGCGAUAACGCGAGGCGCAUGCGCUAUAUUGUAACUGGUGAGCUCUAAACUAUGAGCCAGAGUAGCAGAGGCAGGGUAAUGAGUUGCACGUCAUUAUGUAGCUAUGUAGCUACUUACCCCUAUUUCUGUCAUGUAGGAAGUUAGUUACAAUGUUGGUAGUCAAGCGGCCAAGCCCUACAACUAUGAAUCAUCCUGAUUUUGGCCUAUAUCAGCUAGAAUGACA
Messenger RNA from Xylaria bambusicola, 1277 nucleotides. RefSeq lists its product as uncharacterized. The record is from RefSeq and is a predicted model, not a curated record. Bases 185 to 1102 code for a protein of 305 amino acids. Lineage: Eukaryota; Fungi; Ascomycota; Sordariomycetes; Xylariales; Xylariaceae. The transcript is spliced from 2 exons.